Molecule: messenger RNA, 4302 nt
Organism: Myripristis murdjan (pinecone soldierfish)
Lineage: Eukaryota; Metazoa; Chordata; Actinopteri; Holocentriformes; Holocentridae
Gene: tmem200b
Product: transmembrane protein 200B
Exons: 2
Coding region: 334-1590 (418 amino acids)
Source: RefSeq, a predicted model, not a curated record
UAGUUUAGUGGAGCAAAGGCAACGGGCUUGGCUGCGUUUCUGACUUCACAGCAACAUGUUAGUGGGCUUCAUCUCGACAGGCGUCCUUCACACGGUUCCAGAGGAGUUGUAGAGGAAACGGGAGAGGACAUUUUCCAGUCUCCUGUGUUCCAUGUGAUGGAGUAGGCUUUUCUGUUGGAUUCAGGAGGACUGGACAGCCUGGACAGAAUGAACAUCACAUUGUCUGGAUGUUAUGUGCCCUCAAACUAUGAAGAAGCUGCAACAGGAUCCCAGAAAUAUACAGUCCUCUGGUAGGGUGUGACUGGGAGCAGAGGCUCUGUACUGACCCUCGCCAUGAAGACCCAGAAAGCCCGAGGCACCACGCCGACUUCACCCUCGCGCCAACAGAAGUCUCGUUUCAGCUUACGCAGCAGAAAGAAGAAAGACGGGGUGAUCCAAGGCAAGCUGCGCAUCCGCUCCAUGCCUGGCGCCUUCCUGGUGCUGGGGGUGAUCGUGGUGGUUGUUGGCACUGCUCUGGCCGUGGCAGGAUACUGGCCAUACAGGAUGUCACAAUCAUCCGUGCUGGGACCUGCAGAGGGGGAGGGCAUCUCUGACCUGCAGGCUUCUAGCUGGAGUCUGGGAGCCAAGGGCCUCCUGUCAACAGCCAGUCUUGUUCAUAGUGAGCGCAUGAAGCUGCUGGGCCCUGUCAUCAUGGGAGUGGGGCUCUUCAUCCUCAUCUGUGCCAACACGGUUCUGUAUGAGAACCGGGACAGGGAGACUCAAAUGCUGCUGGCUCAGAUGCGCAGUGUUAUCUGUUCUGUGUCAGCGGCUGUGCCUUCUGCGGAUCUCAAAGAAAUAGCAGCAGCCAACUCAAUGGCCAAACACUACCAGUGGGUGAGCAGUUUACCAGCUGCCCAUCUGAACAUCCUGUGUCUGCAGCAGCUGGCCAGCUCUGAGCCCCUGCUGCAGACUAGAGACUCCAGACAGCAGGAGAACAGGGUGGAGGGCAUCUACCAACAGGCCAUCCUGCGAACAGAGGCCCUCCACCACCAGGAGUCAGCCCCCCCUCCCUCCCUCCACUCCUCAAAGUCCAACUCAUGCAAUUCCAGCAAGACAGACUUAAACACACAGUCUGACACAGAGCAAGGAGGGAGUGUCAGCUUCAACCCCAAGUCUGCCUCCCUUUUCAAGCUCCAAAACAGCUUGGUGUCAGCCAGCUCCAUGUCCACUCUGGGUGGAGAUGAUUGGGACAUCCCAGCAACCCAGCCCAGGCGCUGCCACAGUAUGAGCUACAGGACUAACACUCACACAGCACCGAUUGUUUUAUGCCUUGAAGAAGGACUCCAGAGACCAGGUGAGGAGGGUCAAAGGAAUCAACCCAAGGUUACGAGGGGAGACCCCAGUUCACAGGUUUGUGUGAAUAUGCCUGGGCAGGUUGUGGAUGCUGUUGAGGAGCAGACUCAUCGAAGCUGGCCCCGGCUAGACUUGGGCGGUGGAAGGAGGUACCUGAAGCUGGAGAAUAAAGAGGACUCUGUGGACAAACUGCUGGACCAGAUGGAGCAGCAGUGUUCUCUGUGGGAUAAGAGUUUUGGCUCAGGGCCUUUCCAGUGAUGGCUCCCUUAGCUUCACAGUCCCAAUGUGUCAAACCGUAUUAUCACAGAAGGAUGCUUCUGGAAGGAGCUGCAUUGCCAACCAAUGAUUUUUUUUUGUCUGGAUCCCUAAUUGUGCACUAUAUUUUCUGAAUUCAGUCUGACGCAGAGAGCAAUCUUAAUUGCAAAAGCCAAGCUAUGUAGCAUUCUGAACUAUUUUCUCAGCAAGAAUCUUCCAGCGUGACACUACAGAAGUUGAGCUUGUUUUCCAAUCUUCUAUUGGAUAUGGAUGCACAUUGCAAAAACUGAGGUUAUGGUUUGUAGUUGGAUUGAUUUGGCAAAUGCUUUAUAUUUUUCUGAAGGGGAAGAACAGUACACAGACCCUAUCCUGUUAUAGAUGAGCAAAGCAAUUUGACUGUCUGUACUUUUGCCGUUUUGGUUGACAGUAAUGCAAGGAAUCAACUUGUCUCUCUCUGCAAAAAGGGUUUGCUUGUUUCCAGGCCACAGUGAGCACAACCCAAUUAGAGAUAUGGGAGGAUGCAAAAGAUGAGGGACUGUUAUCACUGUGCGAUCAAUUUAAAACCAAACUACCUGGACUUCUGAGCCCAUAAAGUGCUGAAAGCUUUUGACAGAUGCAACUAGUAUAUAAAAGUGGGACUUCUUUUACCCCAGGUCCCAUUGUUUAAAUGCAUUGCAUGGUAGCGAUGUACAGUAUGUCACAUCUUAAUAGUAAUGCAGAAUGAUAGCUGUGUUAGUUUAUGUGUCAGAAUGAAUGAUAGUUUAAAGGAUGGUACACCCCUAAAACUAAAUUUCAGUCACCAGCUACUCACCUCUUUGACAGUAGAAACCUGGGUUUGUUAGCACAACACUGGAUCAUUUUUAUUCCACACUAAUGAGGUAAAUAGUGGCUAACUUUUUCUAGAUUGAUAAAAGUUAAAAGACCAUACCAGUGAUUUUGAAUGUUUGGCCCAUUUAAUUCCGUUUACCCAAAUUAUGCAUUGCAACAAACCACAAGUUUUUCAUUUUUGGUUGAAACACCCACCUUUAUAAUGUUCUGCAAACACAACUUGCUAUCAUUGGGAGAAAAACGUGUUGGAUAGUUGUAAUUCCUCCUCUGAAUCGUAAUAUUUGGCAUAGCCUUACAUAUGGUCGUUUUAUACUUAAGUGUCAAAAUGCUGACAUUGGUUCCAGUGGCCCACAGAGGCUGCCACUGUAGCUUACAUGCACCUCUCCAAAAAUGAAACCAUGCAGUGUAAGAUUGCAAAGACAGUGAUUGGUCUGUUAGACCACUUUGUGCUGCCUCUGUGUUUUGCGCUGGUCAUGUUGCCAGUUGACGUCUCUCUUCAACUGGCUAGAACUGAGGAUGUCUGCAAAUACGUUCUGUUGCUGCCAACUCAUCCCCAAAUUAUUCAUACUGCAAGAGUUCACUAAAUUCAUGGUAAGAAAUAUCCCAAAACAUUGCUUUGGACAUACUGUUUACAUUCUUUGGAUAAGAAUGUGAACAGUAUUUCUUCCAUGUUUAUCUGUCUUUCAUUGGUGCAGUAUUACAGACCCUCUUUAGUCAAAAAUGGCUUUCUUUUAAUGCUCUUUGAAGCUUGACUUUGACUUUGCAGCUUGGUAUCGGCACCAAAUCGUGUUCAAAUUGUGUUCACAUCCCUCCACUGAAGGAGAAAGGCCUGGCCUUACUUUCCUGAUAUCUAGUAUUGUGCCAGGCAUGUACAAGCACAAUUUGUGACAUCACAAAUGAAUAGAACCUAUCAACGUCUAUGCAAAGAUGUAUGCAGAGAUAUAUGCAAAGAUACAUGCAACGAUAUGCAAAUUAAACAUAAUAUAUGAUGCUGCUGCAACCAGCACAGUUGAGCAUUUGGUGAUGUAAAACACUGUCCACCGCAGACAGCAGUUGAAUGGCAGCCAUUGCCAAAAGACUGGCAUCACACAGAGGCAGCCUGGUGAGUGGCGAGAAUUUAAACUUAUGUAAGUUUCCUGCCAAGCAAAUGUUCAAUCAAAGCUAUGAUAACCAAAUGCGUCACAGUGCACAGUGCUAGCUAGGGUUUCAAUGCACUUGACUGACUUGACUAACAGCAAUAUAAAACACAUAAAACUAUUGAUAUCCACCAGAAUUUUUUUAAGGAUGUAGGGGGAUUUAGUGGUGUACACCACGAUGGUAAGACUUCUAUGCAGAACUAUACAUUAAUCUUUAUUUGAACGUGAAUAUACUGAGAAGUAAGUUUAUCAGAUAGAUGAGGCUGCAUGAAGACAGAGAGCCUCAGAAUUCUUCAUUGCUGUGAAGUAGUGGUGGGCGAUAUGACGAUAUAUAUCGCAGGUAAGAUAGAAAAAUGUCCAUCCCGUCAUUUCUCUUCUAUCAUUUCUAUCGCCAUUUUAUCAAUUCAAGCGAAUUUUCACAGUGUAGGCUACUGUGAAUGUAUUAUUGUUGUCACUGGUCGCCAAUAUGCACUCAGAUUAUGAAACAAACAAGAAUAAAAAAAAAUUUUCGCAAAGAAGAUACCAUUCUGUGGACUUUCCAUUUCUGGUUUUGCGACACUACGCUGCUGUAUGUUAUUCACGUGGUACCACACAUGCGGGAAUACAACACACAGCAACACACGCGGGCGAGCAGAGACAUGAAAACAUGGAGGAGGAAGAAGGCUUAGAAAAUGCAUCAUUCUCGCAAUCGCAACCGACACCGACAGAGCCCCAGGAAGCCUAAAUUGAACUGGGUCGGUACCGCGCCCAA